CGGCGGGGCGGUGCGGGAGCGGCUUAGUUCGGCGGCGGCGGGCGCUCGGCGGGACGCGGCGGGCGGGCAGCGGCAGCGGCGGCGUCGGGGCGGCCGCGCCUUCGGGAGCGCGUCCGGCAGCGGCUCCGGGAGCGCCUCCCGCCGCCUCCGCCGGCCGGGCCGGACCGGGGCUGCCAUGGGGCGGCCGCUGUGAGCGCGGCGGCGGCGGGGCUGCGCCUCUCGCCCCGGCCGGGGCUCCCCUCCAUUGUUCCCGGGAGCGGCGGCACCGCGCCGCCGCCGCCGCCCGCGGGGCUCCGCUUGUAGGGGCUGCCAGCCCUGCGGAGACGCCGCUGCGCCCGCCCGGGGCCAGCCCGGGGCCCCAUGGAGUGGGAGUGUCGGAGCCCAGUCGCCAGGCAGUAGCUGCAGCAGUGGGAUGUUUACCUGGCGGUGCCUCAUCCUUUGGGCUGUGCUGGUCGCAGCCGCGCUCUCCGCUGCCCGGCCGGCCCCCACCCUGCCCGACCAAGCUCUGCCCAAAGCAAAAAUCGAGGUGGAGUCGCACUCAGCCCACCCCGGUGAGCUCCUCCAGCUGCGCUGCCGGCUGCGGGAUGACGUCCAGAGCAUCAACUGGGUGCGCGACGGCAUCCAGCUGGCCGAGAACAACCGGACCCGCAUCACCGGGGAGGAGGUAGAGGUCAGGGACGUGGUGCCCGAGGACUCGGGGCUCUACGCCUGCAUGACCAACAGCCCCUCGGGGAGCGAGACCACCUACUUCUCCGUGAACGUCUCAGACGCUCUCCCCUCUGCAGAGGAUGAUGAUGAUGAAGAUGAUUCCUCGUCGGAGGAGAAGGAGGCGGAUAACACCAAGCCGAACCAGGCCAUUGCUCCGUACUGGACCUAUCCCGAGAAGAUGGAGAAGAAGCUCCACGCUGUCCCCGCUGCCAAAACAGUGAAAUUCAAAUGUCCAUCGAGCGGGACACCCAACCCCACACUGCGCUGGCUGAAGAACGGCAAAGAGUUCAAACCUGACCACCGCAUCGGGGGGUACAAGGUCCGGCAGGCAACCUGGAGCAUCAUCAUGGACUCGGUGGUACCAUCUGAUAAGGGCAACUACACCUGCAUCGUGGAGAACAAGUACGGCAGCAUCAACCACACCUACCAGCUGGAUGUCGUGGAGCGGUCCCCGCACCGGCCCAUCCUGCAGGCAGGGCUGCCUGCCAACAAGACAGUGGCCCUGGGCAGCAACGUGGAGUUUGUCUGCAAGGUCUAUAGCGACCCUCAGCCCCACAUCCAGUGGCUGAAGCACAUUGAGGUGAACGGCAGCAAGAUCGGCCCUGACAACCUGCCCUACGUGCAGAUCCUGAAGACGGCUGGCGUUAACACGACAGACAAAGAAAUGGAAGUCCUUCACUUAAGGAAUGUCUCAUUUGAGGAUGCUGGGGAGUAUACAUGUUUGGCGGGUAAUUCUAUUGGGAUCUCCCAUCACUCUGCAUGGUUGACAGUUCUCGAAGCUAUUGAAGACACCCCAGCCAUGAUGACGUCUCCCUUCUACCUGGAGAUCAUCAUCUACUGCAUCGGAGCCUUCCUCAUCUCCUGCAUGGUGGUGACCAUCAUCAUCUACAAGCUGAAGAGCACCACCAAGAAGACAGACUUCAACAGCCAGCUGGCCGUGCACAAGCUGGCCAAGAGCAUCCCCCUGCGCAGACAGGUGUCGGCCGACUCCAGCUCCUCCAUGAACUCGGGCGUGAUGCUGGUGCGGCCCUCGCGCCUCUCCUCCAGCGGCACCCCCAUGCUGGCCGGCGUCUCCGAGUACGAGCUCCCUGAGGACCCGCGCUGGGAGCUGCCCCGGGACAGGCUGAUCCUGGGCAAGCCUCUGGGAGAAGGGUGCUUCGGCCAGGUGGUGCUGGCAGAAGCCAUUGGCCUCGACAAGGACAAGCCCAACCGCGUGACCAAGGUGGCGGUGAAGAUGCUCAAGUCUGACGCCACAGAGAAGGACUUGUCUGACCUCAUCUCUGAGAUGGAGAUGAUGAAGAUGAUAGGCAAGCACAAGAACAUCAUCAACCUGCUGGGAGCCUGCACGCAGGAUGGACCCCUCUAUGUGAUCGUGGAAUACGCCAGCAAGGGCAACCUCCGCGAGUACCUGCAGGCGCGGCGGCCCCCGGGCAUGGAGUACUGCUACAACCCCGCCCGCGUCCCCGAGGAGCAGCUCUCCUUCAAGGACCUGGUCUCCUGCGCCUACCAGGUGGCCCGGGGCAUGGAGUACCUGGCCUCCAAGAAGUGCAUCCACAGGGACCUGGCAGCCAGGAACGUGCUGGUGACCGAGGACAACGUGAUGAAGAUCGCUGACUUCGGGCUGGCCCGGGACAUCCACCACAUCGAUUACUACAAGAAGACGACAAACGGUCGCCUGCCUGUGAAGUGGAUGGCCCCCGAGGCUCUCUUUGACCGAAUCUACACCCACCAGAGUGACGUGUGGUCCUUCGGGGUCCUGCUGUGGGAGAUUUUCACGCUGGGUGGGUCACCCUACCCUGGUGUGCCCGUUGAGGAGCUCUUCAAGCUGCUGAAGGAAGGUCACAGGAUGGACAAGCCCAGCAACUGCACCAACGAGCUGUACAUGAUGAUGCGGGAUUGCUGGCACGCCGUCCCCUCCCAGAGACCCACCUUCAAGCAACUGGUGGAAGACCUGGACAGGAUCGUGGCCAUGACCUCCAACCAGGAGUACCUGGACCUGUCCAUGCCGCUGGAUCAGUAUUCCCCUGGCUUCCCGGACACGCGCAGCUCCACCUGCUCCUCGGGAGAGGACUCUGUUUUCUCCCACGACCCGCUCCCGGACGAGCCGUGCCUUCCCAAGCUCCCCCCUCAGCACAGCAAUGGUGGACUGAAGCGACACUGAGGGUGGCACUGCCGUGCCACACUGUGCCACACUGUGCCAUGCCCGUGGACGCUGCCUGCACAGCCUGGUUGUGCUGAGCUGUUGCAGAAAGGGUUCAGAGACAUCCGUAGCAUCUCACGUAACCAAAACCACCCACCUCCUGCCAGCCUCUCCUGCUGCCUCGUGUCAGCUCUCCACAGCCCAAAGGGUUCGGCUCCGCUGGUUUUAUGGCAUUUCCUCCUUUCGUUUUUAAACCUCUUCCAUGAAUUCUGUGCUUGAGUAUCCCCACUUGGCUGAGCUGAAAUCCUCUCCUGUGGGCAGUGCAUGGCCAAAGAGCCAGCCAGGCGUCCUGGGAUGGCACCUCCUGGCAGGGCACAGAGCUGCUGUGCCACUUAGAGAACCUGGUAAGCCGGGAGCAGCACCCGGCUCCUGCGGCUGCACAACGGGGGAACUUUGGUGUGCCAGGAGCCUCUCUGGUGUGCCGGGAGCUUCACUGGUCUGCCAGGAGCCUUUCUGGUGUGCCAGGAGCUUCACUGGUGUGCCAGGAGCUUCACUGGUGUGCCAGGAGCCUUUCUGGUGUGCCGGGAGCCUUUCUGGUGUGCCAGGAGCUUCACUGGUGUGCCAGGAGCUUCACUGGUGUGCCAGGAGCCUUUCUGGUGUGCCAGGAGCUUCACUGGUGUGCCAGGAGCCUCUCUGAUAUGCCGGGAGUCUUUCUGGUGUGCCAGGAACCUCUCUGCUGUGCCAGGAGCCUUGGUGUGCUGGGACCCUCGGUGUUCCUCGUGGGAUCCCGUGGUGUGGGGCUCCCUCUGUGCCCAGGACGCCCCCAGGCCGGUCCUGCAGCCCCCAGGGCCAGCUCCAGGGGCUCUGCUGAGCCACGCCCGGCCUGUCCGGGCAGGAGCCCUGCUCUGCUCAGAGGCGGCCGAACCCACCUGUGCUAAACCCAGAGUCCCGUGUACAUAACGAAAAAUAUGUAUAAAUAUGAAUAUAUAUUUACAUGUCUUUUUAAAAAGGGUUGUUACCAGAGAUAUACCAGUUUGGUAGGAAGGUACUAGUGGCUGGUAGAUAUCAGUUGCUAUAUAAAAAAAAAAGUCAUAUAUUUUGCUAUUUUUGCUGUUUUUAUUUUUUUAAAUUAUGUUCUAAACCUAUUUCAGUUUAGGUCCCUCGAUAAGAAUUGCUGCUGCUGCUUCAGUUUUAUAUGGGGUUGUAUUAAACAAUAAUAAUAAUGUGUCGAUGCCUUUUGGGAAUCCGUUGUCAUUACGUGCCUGGCCCUGCCCUGGCCCCGCGUCCCCCCUGCUCCCUGCCGGGGCUCCGGCGGGGCCGUGGCACCGCCUUGGGGUGCGGGUGCGGUGCCCUGCGGGGCUGCCCCCGGCCCCGCCGUCCCCUCCCGUGGGGAGCAGCGGGGACGCGGCUCCCGCCGGUCUCGGUGCCCGCGGUGCCCCCGCGCAGCCGCCGCUCCCCGGGCAGUGCCCGCCAGUGCCUUACCGGGGGCGCCGCCGCCCCCGCUCCGCCCGUCCGCGCUCCCCGGGCCGUCCGUGUGCCGGGGCUCCGCUCCACCGAGCGGGACCGGGGCCGCCCGGAGCCCGUCCCUCCCUGCCGCUGGUGGCGAGACACCGGAGCCAGGCCGCUGUUACUUGAAAAGUUUAUUUUGCCUUUGUAUGGAGAAAUAUUAUUUGUUGUAAACUCUUCUGUAAUGAAUCUGGAAUUCUUGUAAUUAUUAAAGACUUUAACCGCGA
Messenger RNA from Prinia subflava (tawny-flanked prinia), 4581 nucleotides. RefSeq names its product fibroblast growth factor receptor 1 (gene FGFR1). The coding region runs from base 413 to 2869 and encodes 818 amino acids. Gene Ontology annotation, molecular function: fibroblast growth factor binding; fibroblast growth factor receptor activity; ATP binding. Gene Ontology annotation, biological process: multicellular organism development; positive regulation of kinase activity; positive regulation of cell population proliferation. Gene Ontology annotation, cellular component: plasma membrane; signaling receptor complex. The record is from RefSeq and is a predicted model, not a curated record. The transcript has 18 exons. Lineage: Eukaryota; Metazoa; Chordata; Aves; Passeriformes; Cisticolidae.